UACGGGGUUGUUCAGUGACGUCAGAUCAUUUCGCCGGUCGACACCAUGCUACACACUGUAAGGAAGAGUUUCUCGGCCCUAAAAGCUGCUCAACCUUCAUUGAGUGGCAUAAUUGCAGCUCAAAAGUCAUCUUCACUAGUUCCUGCAGUUGCCUGUUCAAAACGUCAGUAUGCUGCAGAUGCUAAAGCUGCAGCAUCCGCAAAGCCUGUAGGAAAAAUCGUGGCAGUUAUUGGAGCUGUUGUAGAUGUCCAAUUCGAUGAGGGUUUACCACCAAUUCUUAAUGCCUUGGAGGUCCAAGGAAGAAGCUCAAGACUUGUUCUUGAAGUCUCACAACAUUUAGGUGAAAGCACGGUAAGGACAAUUGCCAUGGAUGGUACUGAAGGUCUCGUACGCGGAAAUGAAUGCGUUGACACAGGUUCGCCAAUCAGUAUCCCUGUUGGCCCUGAAACCCUUGGUAGAAUUAUCAAUGUCAUAGGUGAACCAAUUGAUGAGAGAGGCCCAAUUCCAACAGACAGGCGAUCAGCUAUCCAUGCAGAAGCUCCUGAAUUUGUAGAAAUGAAUGUAGAGCAAGAAAUUCUAGAAACUGGCAUCAAAGUUGUAGAUCUACUUGCUCCUUAUGCAAAAGGUGGUAAGAUUGGACUGUUUGGUGGUGCUGGUGUAGGAAAAACUGUAUUAAUUAUGGAAUUGAUCAACAACAUUGCUAAGGCUCACGGUGGUUACUCGGUAUUCGCUGGUGUUGGAGAAAGGACGCGUGAAGGAAAUGAUCUUUACCAUGAAAUGAUUGAAAGUGGUGUCAUUGAUCUUGAGGGAAACAAAUCCAAGGUAGCCCUCGUGUACGGUCAAAUGAACGAACCCCCUGGUGCUCGUGCCCGAGUUGCUCUGACUGGAUUGACAGUUGCCGAGUAUUUCCGUGAUCAGGAAGGCCAAGAUGUGCUUCUAUUUAUUGAUAACAUCUUCAGAUUCACACAAGCUGGUUCUGAGGUAUCUGCUUUGUUGGGCCGUAUUCCAUCUGCUGUAGGCUACCAGCCAACCUUGGCUACUGAUAUGGGUACUAUGCAGGAGAGAAUUACCACAACAACCAAGGGAUCUAUUACAUCUGUACAGGCUAUCUAUGUACCCGCUGAUGAUUUGACUGAUCCUGCACCUGCCACCACAUUUGCGCAUUUGGAUGCCACCACUGUCUUGUCCCGUGGUAUUGCUGAAUUGGGUAUCUACCCAGCUGUGGAUCCUCUAGAUUCAUCAUCACGUAUUAUGGAUCCAUUCAUUGUUGGGGAUGAGCAUUACAAUGUUGCUCGUGGUGUACAAAAGAUCUUGCAGGAUCAUCGUUCGCUGCAAGAUAUCAUUGCUAUUUUGGGUAUGGAUGAGUUGUCCGAAGAAGAUAAGCUAACUGUAUCCCGUGCGCGAAAGAUCCAACGUUUCUUGUCACAGCCUUUCCAAGUCGCAGAAGUAUUUAUCGGAACACCAGGAAAACUUGUACCCCUCAAAGAGACCAUCUAUGGAUUCAACAAGAUUUUGAAAGGUGAAAUGGAUCAAUACCCAGAUGUAGCUUUCCAUAUGGUUGGUAACAUCGAAGAAGUAGUAGCCAAGGCCGAUGCACUUGCUGAGGAACUUGCUUAAGCAUCUGCUUUUCUUAGGACCCAGGAUGUAUUCCUGCAGAUUUGACCUGUUACUCAUAUCAAACAUAUAGCUAUGACAAAUAGGCUGUUUCCAGCAGUUUUUCUUAAGUGUUUGUUUUACAACUGGUGUUGCUGUGAUCACCACCAUAUCUGAAAUUAUUACUGUAGAAUUCAAAGAAAGAUUUAAAAGAAAGAGAGCUAUGUAGUUAAACAACACUAUCAACAGAGAUUCCUAAAAAAGCUUCAAUCCAAAAGACAAAUCCCAUGUUAAAAUAUAAAGCCAGCAAUAUUAUAAAAAAUAUAAAAAUUAACUAACUUUAAUUGAAAAAUGAUUACAUUUUCAGCUGGACUAGAAUUAAAUGUUGUCCGGAAAAAAACA
Anneissia japonica is the source of this 1995-nucleotide messenger RNA. Its product is annotated as ATP synthase subunit beta, mitochondrial-like. Gene Ontology annotation, molecular function: ATP hydrolysis activity; ATP binding; proton-transporting ATP synthase activity, rotational mechanism. The transcript has 10 exons. The record is from RefSeq and is a predicted model, not a curated record. Gene Ontology annotation, biological process: proton motive force-driven mitochondrial ATP synthesis; proton transmembrane transport. NCBI's taxonomy places the organism in Eukaryota, Metazoa, Echinodermata, Crinoidea, Comatulida, Comatulidae. The coding region runs from base 46 to 1617 and encodes 523 amino acids.